CUUUUACAAUUUCCUCUCUAUUGCAUUUCCCACUUAUAAUUGGAGUCCUAAAAUUCUUCUCUCUGCACUGUAUAAUUUUCCUUUUUGUGCUUUCAAGGACUCGUACGCGAAAUGUCGGUAAUUGGAUAAGUUUCGCACUGGGGCAAUUAAAUAGAUCCCCGCUCUCCGGAAGUUCCCUCGAAGAAAGGGAGAAUCUCCUUUUAGAGAAAAUGGCCUAAAGCAGCUAAAAGUGAAACUCGUGUGAUCACCAUGACGAUGUUCGAAUAAACAGCCAGACGUCACUGGGCUUCCCGGCCUUGUCUGUCCCAUUGUGUCCCUAACCUACCCCCUCGUCCGGAUUUGUGGAAUCGAUGGAUCAAGGUUGAAGUUCAGCCAAAAGUGCGCGCGUGAAAAGUUCAAAGUGGUGGGCAAAAGUGCUGCAGUGUGUGAUUUCAAAGUGGGCGGCAGGUGGAUUGACCCCGAAUUCCCAAACACCACCCAAAAAUGUCUGAUUCUCUGACUGACUCUAUGGAGAGUGACGAGGAUUUUUUCACUGAGGUAAGAGAUUUUAAUUGAGGAAAAUUCCGCCAUAAGUGAGAUACCAUGAGUGACCUUCAGAAGGGAAAAUUUUCAGUUUUGGUAGGUUUUUCUUUGACCAUUUUGUUGGGAUUUUUUUGGCGGGAAAAUUGCAACAACCACCUUGGCACAACUUUCACUGAGAAUGCACAUUUUUGGUAUCGUUGGAAGUGUUUCUUUUUUAACUGGGCGAAUUCUGACGCUACCCACUUUUCCGGCUCGAGUCACGAGAGUCAGUUGCAGUGCUGCGAGCCAUAAAUUCGGAUGCCUCGCCAAUUUCAGCUCAAAUUUCGCUAUUCUUGAAAAUCUUUUUCACUUCUCCCCUAACCCAAUACUCACCAUUUUCUCUGUGAUUUCUAACACUCUUUCGUGGCUUCCGGAACGAUGAACACUCCAAAAUGGAUCCCCAAGCACAAUCAAGACACAAUGAAACUCUUCGAGAAUACCAGACAACUCGAGAGGGACUUCAAAGUACUGGCCAAGAAAUUCGCCACUGACAUCAAUCUGGAUUUGCCGGAUUAUUAUGAAUUUGAGGAAUUGCUCAAUCAAUCGCGUCGCUGUUUUGACCUCAGUAGUCAGUAUCAGGUGCGUCUGCUGCGCCUCACAGCGACAUCGGCAGACAAGAACUUCGAGAGGAGCCCCUACAAGAUCCUCCAGUGUCGGAAGGCAACAAUUGUACGGACAACUCUAAAGAGACGCCACUUUCAGCUCAUUUUUAUUGUCCAGCACAUAAUUAGGCUGAUGCUGGGAGUUGCACAUCAAACGGAUGUCAUCCUCGAUGGAGCCUUGCUCCUCUGUACCCUGCACAAUGACACCACAGAACAAUUGGCUCAGAGUGCGAAGCAAAAUGAAGGAGCUGCUGUUUGCAGUAAUACCUUCGCUGGGCUCAUGUCUCAGCCCAGGAAGAUCGAUAUGGGCGCUGUUCUGCAGACUCUCUCAAAGCGUCGCAGCGAACAGUGUUGCCUGGCACUCAUUGGAUGUCUCCUGGCUACAUGUAGAGUUGAAAUGAGUAUUCCCAGUGCUGAUUCAGACACCUCAAGUGUGGAGAUCUUGAGAGCUCUCACGAGCCAUUUGCAAUCUCCACUGGGAGGUGCCACAUCUCCCUCUAGGCGUGCUGCCACGAUUCCUCCCAGUGACUCUGAGGAUCCCACUGGGAAGUUCUUUGACAACUUGGCUCUUGAGAUGCAGCAAAGUCAUGCUCAUGUGGAGCCAGAGGGGAAUCUUCUGCUUGAACGACUAAUUGCAGAUGAAGAAAAUUUUCAAGCCAGCAUCCUGCUCAAAUGUCUCAAGCUGUGCCCAUCAGUCUUUGACAAACAGUCAUCCAAGGAGGACAUGGUGAAGUGGAUCAAUCGCGGUACCAGGAAUCUCUGGACUCAGGUUGGCAGUACAUUGGAGCACGUUGUACUCUGGUGGAGCAGUGCUCCUUUGGCAUGUCAGCCUCCCAGUCAUACAAAAUACCUCAGGGAUUGGUUGCUAAUGAUCCAGCCGGAUGAUGCUCCAGAGCCCAUUCUAUCUACUCUGAGAGGCCUCGGAGAGACACUCACGAUGUACGUGACCACAACGACGUGGGAUAAACAAUUUCGCUUGGCUCUUGUGUCCUCAACCCUUCCCAUUGACUUCCUCUACGACAACUGCCCCGACUUCCUGCCACAAAAUGCAAUGACUGCUGCCCAGAGAGCUACAGGGACCGUGGCAGGGAGUCUCUGGUGCGACGUCCUGUCCACUUUGACAAUUUUCAGCAACAGUUGCGAUCAAGGCACAAUUCCCAAUGAGCUACCUCUAGUUGAGCAGAUUCCCAUUCUCCAUCGUCUCGAUCACUCCAUCCACUCCAUGAGACUCUGGGCAGCUGAAAAGGCUAAAGCUCUCUGUGCUGAUUGGAACAUGAAGAUGUUCUUCAGAGUUGUUCAUCGGGAUGUUGGAAUGUGUCUUGACCAUCUUAAGGAUCUCAGAGUGCCUCAACUUGUGCCUCCUGAUCCUUUGGAAGUUCAUAUUCAAGUUUGUGUCUCCUUGAGAGCCAAACUCGUCUCGGAGAUCAAGAUCAACAUCGAGAAGUUAAAGCAAACUGCUGCCCAAUGCAUUGUUGUACUCUCAUCUGUAUGCUCUACAACUAGCCUGGCCACUCUCAGUCUUUGUUUUCCUCCUGUUAAAUUCUGGCAGACAGAAUUUCUUCAGGAGAAGUCAAAUGAUUACGUGGCUGAAUUUCUAGAGCAAAUCUACCUUCCCAUCGUUGAGGCUACUAAGGACAUAGAGAUCCUUGGGCUGACCCUCAAGAUCAUCUGCGAAGCCUGGUUGGAUCACAUCUACACAAAGCGUGUCAAGUUCAGUCGCUGUGGAGCCAUGAAUCUCCUCAAAGACUUUGACGGAGUGGCUGAAUGGAUCAGAGGAUCAACUUCAGUACCCGUGGAACAUGUUGAGACAUUGGCAAAGCACGAAGUGCUGAGGAUGUGUGAGGGAGUAGGAAGGAUUCUGCUUCGUAAGCCUGAGGAAGUGAUUUCAAUGCUUCCAGGACCUCAAUACCUCAAACCAGAUCCCGAGGAAAUGGACGAGAAGCCUCCAUUGCCUCCGGAAAUGUUUGUACCCAACCAAAUCCGCUGGCUUGAGCUGAGAGCAAAGAACCGCCGAGUUCUCAACUAUUUCCUCUGCAUUUGUGGUACAGGAGCUGAAAGCUACUAAAAUGGAGUGGAAAAAAAGCUUUGAUUCGCCUCUAACACAUCUUUUAUUUUCACCCUUAAAACUAAGAGACAAAAAAAAAUAGGAUCAAUAAAAAAGUCAUUUGCAGUGGAGAUGGAGGGAGUUUUGACUGGAAAGAUUGAUCCGGAGACGAGAGAGAGAGUGUUCAUUUUGAUAAAGUCUAAAAUGCUACAGUAAAAUUCUCACCUAUAUCAUCAUAUAUUACAACAAAACAGGUACA
Phlebotomus papatasi is the source of this 3466-nucleotide messenger RNA. RefSeq lists its product as uncharacterized. The coding region runs from base 940 to 3228 and encodes 762 amino acids. NCBI's taxonomy places the organism in Eukaryota, Metazoa, Arthropoda, Insecta, Diptera, Psychodidae. The record is from RefSeq and is a predicted model, not a curated record. The transcript has 5 exons.